GCGUCGCGCUGUUCGUUGCGGUGGUGUGAAGUUGAAGUGCAUGCGUUGGAUGUUUAUGAGGUGGGUUUGAGGUUUUGGUGGCUUCUAAGUGAAGCGGAUGCCGAAGUUUAGAUUCUCUCCCGAAGUUUUGACAAAGGCGGGAUAUGUUGUAGGGGUUUUUAUAGUUUGGUAUAUACCUGUACCUGGGUGGAUGAAUUUUGAAGGUUGUGUUGUGUUUGCAACGAAGACGAAAACUUGCUCCAAUUUAGUAUCUGUUAGAAGAAUGCAUCGCGAAGAUAUUUGACGACGUCCUCUCCUCUGAACAGCCGUAGCAAAGAUCCGUGGUGAAUGCGUGCACAUGAUUGACGUUAUGCCUGGUGCAGAAGAGCAUACGUGAUGACACGAGACUGUACUGUGCGCAACCCUGUACGGAUAAUUUCGCAAGUGAAACGAACAUGAGAAUCGUACAAGCGGAUUGUUGACAAUUUUUGAAGCAGUGUGUUGUUAACCUCAAUAUUUCAUAGCAGGCGUAGGUCCGAAUUUGGAGGGGGUGCAUAACAAUUCGGGCUCCUAUGUACAUGUUUGCAGCAUUUGCUAUGAAAGCUUCAGAAUGUGGGCAUAGUUAUGGUGAUUUAAUAGGAGGGAUUGUGUUAAGAAUUUGUAGUACUCCCGUGGGACCACAAACAGGUGGUGUUCACUAGUUUUUGUUUUUCCCUUUUUGUCUUUGUUUGCUUGUUUCAUUUUUUUUCUUGACUUGUUUUUUGAAAGCCACACUAUGAUUCUUUUUUCAGAAUUGUUACCCGGAACGACAAAACCGAUCUUGAUUCUAGGCAGGAGCUAGUAUACUGCAAGGGGAUGCACAAAUGAGAAAAGAGAUGCCUGCAGCAAUAUUUUGGAUUAUAGGAAUUCUGUCUGAUUUCAUCUUUCUUAGUUUUAGGUUUGCUACCGACACUUGGCAUUUUUCAUAAUUUUAUGGUUAUCUCGCGCUAUUAAAAGUGCCGCACAGUUUGGGUGUGAUUAAACUUGGCGAGCCACUUGCCAGGGCCGAGUUGUCUACGAGAGCCUCCCAGGAACACCUAACAUAGAACAUCUUACAUAUUGCAUGGCACAUGUCUAUCUGUCAUGCAGUAUGGCAUAUUUUAGUGACGGCUAGUGGCAAGUGGCAACUUGGUUUUACAAGAACGAUGAGAUUGAGACAUCCGAGAUAUGCUAGGAUUAUGUUCUACUUGUGAUGGAUCCGAUGGUGCUUUGCAAACGCUAACUUAGUCUUUGUGUCACUGUUUCACGCACAGAGAGUGCAAUGGUGGUGGAAUUGGUCAUCUCUUGUUUGCCAAUAGUUGGUGCUUGGCAAUGCAGGUGGCAGUGGAAUCUUAUUGAUAGCUGGGUACGAAGUCCUCAAAGGGUAUCGAUGAUACAUGAUAGCGGUGGACACGGUCUGUAUGUGGGUGGCAUCGAUGACACAACAGGGUGUAGACAUCCACAGCCACAGCGUCAGGGAGCUCAUUCGAUGAUAGACUUUUUCAUGAGGAGGCGGAGAGGUAGCACAUCCAACAACAAGAGGAGAGCGGAGGGCGCCGCUGUGAAAGUUUGUUUUGGGUUUUUUUUUCUUUUGUCGGCACAAGAUUAGAGGAGACGAGCAGAUCAGGAGAUUGAGCAGGUGGUAGGCAAGGACUAGGCAGUGGCUCGGGAAUUUUUGGAGGUGUAGGUAGGAGCUGUAGUAGUGGGUCUUGUGUCGUUGGGAAGCUCCGACACAUGAUUCUAGUAGUGGUACGGACAUUCUGGGUAGAUCGACAUUGAAUGCAUACAUUGCAGAAGUUGAAUAUUGUGAUUCGAAUGUCAAGAAUUGCUGUGCGAGCUUUCUGCCUUGUGCUGUUGUGAACGUUGCUAGUUGUUGUCAAGAGCUUGGAUAGAAUGAUAGAAUAAUAUACGAGUGUCUGAUACAGAUAGAAUUUGCCAUCUAUUGUGAGUGGGUUCAUUGUCGGAGGGCGUUGGAUAUUGUUCGAUCAAUUUGUUAGUUCUAGUGAAUUUGGGGGUGGAAUUUCUGAAGGUAGGAGUCGCUUGAUGUUAGCUUCCAGGAAAGAUUAGGAUCAUGAAAGUAGGAACUAAGAAGAAUUUGUGGCAACGAAUUUAAUUAACGACUGUUGCAAGGCUUGGGGAGUUUGGAUCACAUAAUUUAGGAGGAGCAAUUGUGAGAACUCAAUUGUUGGAUUGUCGUGAAUGUAUUGUGUUGCUGAAGCUACAUGAAUAGUGGUUCCAACAAGCUAAACGUCGUGGAGAUAGGAGUGUUGGAGCCGUGAAGGUGAAGGGAGGCCCUCGAGCAAACAGGUUGUAUGUAGAUUGUGAGCGUUAAAUAAGUGGAGCAUUGAAGUGAAGAAAAGAGAAAGAAAAAUUGGAUUUAUGAGUUUUUAGGAGUGAGUUGGUUGAAUUUUAGAAUAUUUGUGAGCAAGUCAACAUGGCAUAUCUUUUGGAAGUUGAUGAAAUAUUUUUUGGGAAUAAUGUCCUUAUUAUGUAUAUGGAAAGAAAGAUAUCUAACUAGUAUGAAACAAUCUAAUGAUUGUUUCAAAGAUAUUAGCACAAUAUCAAACAUAGAAGGUAUUGGUGGAGAUGUUUGGGGAGAAUGUCAAGCCUAUAUUGUAGCAUUGAAGGUCUUGUUGAAGAAAGAAGACAUAUUGAACAAAAACCAACGUAAAAUUUUAUGCAAUAAGAUUGAACAUGUUAUGAAGGUGUAUGACUACUUUAUGACUUGCAACAAUGAUGGAUUGAAGUAUGGAGAAUUAUUGAGGGAGUUAUUGAUUGUAAUGAAUAAAGCUUAUUUAUUGGUGAAAAAUUGUGGAAAAAAGAAAUGGUGUAAAGCAGCAAUGAUUCAAUUGAAGAACAAAGAGACCUUUAGAGAAUUACUUUUGGACUAAAAGUAUUGUUAUGAAGAAGCAACUAAUGUGUUUAUGAAGGAUUUUGGUAAAAUAUUUGAAGACAAAGUAUUUGGGAAUUUUGAUGUUGCAAAUAAUAAUGAAAUAGAAGAUGAUGAAAGAUGUUUAUAUGAAAAGUUGAUUCUUUCAAAUAAGAAAGAAAAUUUUGAAUUGGUAAAGUAUCUAUUACAAAGAUUGAAAGACUUACAUUGCAUAGAAAGUGGAGAAGUGGAUGAUUUGAAAUUAUCAUCAAAUAUGAAAAGUGUUGAUUUCAUAAAACUCAUAGGUAAAGGAUCCUAUGGAUUAGUGCAUAAAUCAAAGUGGUUUGGACUUUUGUGUACAACCAAAAAGAUGGGAAGUAUGCAUGCAAAAUCUCAUUAAAGAAGCAAGCAUCCUAGCACGUUUAAGCCAUUCUAACUUGAUAUCAUAUUAUUUUGCAACGAAAAGUAUUAGAGGUGAAAAUAGUGGAUGUUCUUUAUCUAAAAUGAAAAAUAAUCAUGUAUAUUUGGGGAUGGAAUUGAUGCAAAGAAGUCUAAGGGAUAUAUUAAAAACAAAUGGAGAGGCAUCUUACACAUAUUUGAUUGAUAUCAUGUAUCAAAUUGCAAGAGGGAUGUAUUAUUUGCAUGACAUGCACAUUGCACAUCGUGAUUUAAAGCAUGAAAAUAUUUUGGUGAAUAUUGUGGAAAAGAAAGUGAUGAAUAAGAUUGUGCAAUAUGCUAUUGUGAAAGUGAUUGAUUUUAGAAUAUAUAAGAUUGAAGUUGGUAGCAAUCCAAAAUCAAUUGAGAAUAAUAAUAUUUAUGGUAGCACGACUUACAUGGCUCUAGAGGUAUUGAAGAAUAAAUAUGAAAGAAUGACAAUGUGCUCUUUUGAUGCAGAUGUGUUUUCAUUUGCAAUGGUGUGUUAUAAGAUUCUUUUGAAAAGAGAUCGAUUUGAUAACUGUAAGAGAGAUGAGAUAUUGGAAAGAAUAGAAAGAGGUGAAAGACCAUAAUUACCUUCAAAUUGUGAUGAAUUGACAGAGCUUAUUGAAGAAUGUUGGAACUUAAAUCCAUCAAAUCAACCUUAGUUUGCAAAAAUUUGUGAAAGAUUGAGAGUAUUGAAGAAAAAAAUUAUGGGUGGAGAUUUUGUGGCUAUAACACCAUAUUAUGGUGCUUCAAUGAACAAAAGUCAUGAAAAUAUAGAAUUACAACAAACUUCCAACAAAGUGCUUGUUUCAAACCCAAUUCUAUUAAAUGAGGUUGACAUAGGUGAAGAAGUGCUUGGUAGAAAGCAAUGCUUAUUGCAAAUAUCAAGCUUGUGUGUAAGUAAAGUGAAGGCAUUGUAUCUUGUUGGAAUGGGUGGAAUAGACAAGACAAUAAUAGCAAAGGCAGCAUUGAAUGAUGUGAAGCACAUGUAUGAUGCUUCAUGCUUUAUUGAGUGUGAUGAAAUUAAUAAUGAUUGUUAUAAAAUUGCUUGCCAAAUCUUAGAACAAUUGAAAGUUGAAACAAAACCAAAGGACUUGAAUGAAGCACAAGAAAAGUUGAAAUCAUUUGUGAUUAAAAAGAAAGUCAUCAUAGUACUUGAUAAUUUGAAAAAUCAAAGUCAAAUUGAAGAUGUUGUGGCUAUGGAUGAUUUAUUUGCUAUGAAUGGCAAUACAUUAAUUGUGACAACUCGAGAUUGGAAAGUUUUGGAAUAUUGUGGUAAUAAAUUUUGUAAAGUAAAUGUUGAAGAACUUGAUGAAAAAACAAGUUGGAGAUUAUUUAUCACUCAUUCUUGUGGAUCCCAAGACAAGUUGCUUGAUGAACUUGUUGAAGUUAGCAAAAAGAUUAUAAAAGUGUGCAAUGGCCUACCAUUGAGCUUUAAAGUUAUAGGUGCAUAUUUAAAAGAGAAGAAGAGGUUGAGAUAUUGGGAGCGAGCUUUUCAAAGGUUGAAGAGGGAAAGAGAGUUGGAUGGAGAUGAAAAGAAUAGUCACUACAAGCUUUGGAAUAUAUUAAGAAUAAGUUUUGAUAACUUGAGAGUUGAAGAAAAGAAAAUAUUUUUAGAGAUAUGUUGUUUUUUUAGUAAUGAUGUGUAUUUACAAGGCAUGUUGAAAGAAAGAGCAUUGCCAAUAUGGUUCAACAUAGAAGAAAAAAGAAUGGAAGAUGUGGAAUAUUCAUUAAAUAGAUUGGUUAAUCAAUCAUCGAUAAAGAUAGAUAAAGAUGGAAUUAUAAAAGUACAUAAUGUCAUGAUGUAAUACGACUAUACAAUAAAAUUAUAAUUAAAAUUGAA
This is a messenger RNA of Physcomitrium patens, 5129 nucleotides long. The record is from RefSeq and is a predicted model, not a curated record. Lineage: Eukaryota; Viridiplantae; Streptophyta; Bryopsida; Funariales; Funariaceae.